Molecule: messenger RNA, 1765 nt
Organism: Fundulus heteroclitus (mummichog)
Lineage: Eukaryota; Metazoa; Chordata; Actinopteri; Cyprinodontiformes; Fundulidae
Gene: acp3
Product: acid phosphatase 3
Exons: 12
Coding region: 224-1462 (412 amino acids)
Biological process (GO): regulation of neuronal synaptic plasticity; lysosome organization; peptidyl-tyrosine dephosphorylation involved in inactivation of protein kinase activity
Cellular component (GO): postsynaptic membrane; lysosome
Molecular function (GO): receptor tyrosine kinase binding; acid phosphatase activity; protein tyrosine phosphatase activity
Source: RefSeq, a predicted model, not a curated record
UAGGACGGUAAGGUUCUGACGGAGGAGGGACGAAAACAUGAGGUCAGGUAGGAGGACUAUAAAAGCUCUGCCUAACUUCAACCAAACGAGGGCUUAAUGACAGCCUGCAGGCCUGAUGUAGAAGAUGUGGGAUGCAGAGCAGCUUCUCUGUGAAGUAUUUGACACAAACAGCAGGAUGUGUUCACAGGAGUCCUGAGGAAGCAGCGUUUCACACGUCGCCACGAUGCCCAGGUUUCAGAUGAGUUUGGGAUGUUUCCUCCUCCUUUGCUGCGUCUGGCUGGCCGAGUCCCGGCAGCUGAAGUUUGUCGUUGCUGUGUUCCGACACGGCGAUCGAUCUCCUAUUGAGUCGUACCCCAGGGAUCCACACGGGGAGGAAGUGUGGGCUCAGGGCUUCGGACAGCUCACCGAGCUGGGCAUGAAACAGCAGUUUGAGCUGGGGAGAUAUCUACGCAGGCGCUAUGCCGACUUCCUCGGCGAGGACUUCAACAACAAGGAGAUAUACGUCCGGAGCACUGACUACGACCGAACUCUGAUGAGCGCCCAGGCCUGCCUCGCCGGGAUGUUCCCCCCCACCAGACGCCCGCCUCCCAUCAUGCCCCAGUUACUGUGGCGGCCAAUUCCCGUGCACACCGUCCCCAGGGCCCAGGAUAAGCUGUUGAAGUCCCCAGGCAAAGACUGUCCAAGGUUCAGAGCUUUGAUGACAGAGACCUUUGAGAGCGCCCCCUACCAGAGGUUCCUCCGGGCUCACCAGAGGUUUGUGGAGGGGCUUUCCAACCACACCGGCUACCCGGUGUCCAGACUGGUGGGAAAGAAAAUUUGGAGGGUUUACGACACGCUCAGCUGUCAGAGGAUCCAUAACUUGACUCUCCCUCGCUGGGCCACCCAUGACGUCCUGGACACCCUGAGGAGGAUAGCAUCCUUUGAGGUCACGUACAGCAUCCUCAGUCACAAGCGAAAAGAGAAGGCCAGGCUCUCGGGAGGGGUGUUGCUAAACGCCAUCCUGAGGAAUUUCUCCAGCGCCGUGGAGCACGGCAGCGCGCUCAAACUCAUUCUGUACUCAGCCCAUGACUCCACACUCAUCACCCUCCAGGCAGCUCUGGACAUCUACAACGGGCUCCUUCCUCCCUACGCUGCCUGUCAACUCUUUGAGUUCUACCAGGAGUAUGAUGGAUCCUAUUCAGUGGAGCUGCAUUACCGUAAUGAAUCCUCGUCCGACCCCCACGCCAACCCUGUGCCGGGAUGCAACGGCGUCAACCCCUGUCCUUUGUCCACGUUCACCGAGCUGCUGCGGGACGUGAUGCCGGAGGAACGGGAGGUCGAGUGCGGCUUCAGGACAAGGCUGUCAAGCACAGGCGUCAUUACAGCUCUUGCAGUGGCGGUGGGUCUCCUGGCAGUGGCGCUGUUGCUCAGCAUAGUGGUGGCAGUCCAUAGGCGGAGAGCGUCCUACUCCAGGGACGUGUAGAGCAGAGAGCCACCAAAUAUGUGCCAAAAAUAACAAAAGCAUGCUUCCAAGCUGUGGCUACUGCCCCGGUAACUCUGUACUUAAGCAUCUAAACACUUUGGGAUGAGUUUAGAAGCUCUUUUUCUCAUCUUAUGAAUCUGACGUCUGAAUGAGCCAACAAAUGCACAAUAUACCUGAGAAAUGUAAACAGAAAUAAGAUGCAACGGGAAAUAAACCAACUGUGUUGCAGAUCAUCAAUAAACUUUAUUUGAAUCACUCGUAAUAACUUGUAUCCCUCAUGGUGACAUUCACUCUACAUCUGCA